GUUUGAGGUAACCUAGUAACGCAAGGGAAAAGGCAAUGGCACCUCACUCCAGUACUCUUGCCUGGAAAAUCCCAUGGACGGAGGAGCCUGGCCGUGGUGCUGAGGCCACGCUGCUCAGAGUGGGUCGGGAGCCCGCGGCCCCGGAAGCGGACACACGCUUCGCGCGGGGGAGAGCCGGGCAGUCCCGGGCUAGGCGAGGCUGCCCGCAGCCCGCAGCCCCGGAAGCGCAUCCUUGCCUUGACUUGCCUUCCUGUUCCCGGCAGCGCCCAGCUCCGGGCGUCUCUUCGCCAGCCUGCGGUCUGCGACGGCCCUGCCUCAGCCCCGGGCACCGGCGCUGCAGGCCGGCAGCUGGGAGUCCCGCGCCCCUCGGACGGCCGCGAGACUCGGAAAUCUUUCUAGGAACAGUGAGAAAGACAGAAGAACCCCUUGGGCUGCCAAGCACUGCUGCCACCAUGCCCAAGAGAAAGGCAAAAGGAGAUGCUAAAGGUGACAAAGGGAAGGUGAAGGAUGAACCACAGAGGAGAUCAGCACGGUUGUCUGCUAAACCUGCCCUUCCAAAACCAGAGCCCAGGCCAAAAAAGGCCCCUGCAAAGAAGGGAGAGAAGCUGGCCAAAGGGAGAAAGGGGAAAGCAGAAGUCGGCAAGGAUGGGAACAACCCUGCGAAAAACCGAGAUGCCUCUACAGUCCAGUCACAGAAAGCAGAAGGCACUGGGGAUGCCAAAUGAAGUGUACCUUUUUGAUAGCUCUGUACUUCUAGUGACUCUACUGUUUGAAAUACUAUUUUUAAAUCAACUUUUAUAAAAAUGUAGAUUUUUUUUUUAAGUUAUGUUGUUAGCACAUGAGAUACUUCAUUGUUGUCUUUUGUGGAAAGGGCAAAUAACCACUAGUAGAAUGUUUCAGAAGCUGGAUUGAAAUGGGGGGAAAUAGAAGUAUUUGAAGAUUAUUCUUGGUUCCCGGGAGAGAUUCUCUGACAUUCACACAUGUCAGCCACUAUGGCUCAGAAGCCUUACUGUGUGGAGAAAAAUUACUUCAUGUCUUCUCCUUUCUUGAUGUCAUCAGCACAUUCUUGACUUCCUGAAACCAGGAGUCAUGAUACGGCCUUGACACCCGUAGAAUCAGCUGCAUCGGGUAACAAUACUCAGGCUUUCUGGUGAUGACAUCAAGAUGGUGUUACUCAGAAGAACCAGGAUUCCUGUUUGUAGUUUGUGAAUCAUCUCAUUUAUAAUCCUGGAGUUUUUAGUUCCUUUCCUCCAUGUCAGAGUUGACCUGUGAAAAUCUCUUAAAUGCCUCGUGUGAAAUAAUCAUCCUUUUUGAAAAUUUUUCCUGUUUAUUGUAACAACAGACUUUGUUGACUUUUUGGAGAGGGGAGUUUGAAAAGUUGUAAGAUGUUAUGGAAUGUCACCCAUGUCCUGCUGGAAAUAACUAUUUUUGAAAAGUCUCUUAUAAAGCUGGAUACAAGUUAGACUCGUGGUAGGGGAGUGAUCAUUUCCUACUCAAAAGUCAUAAAGCUACUCUUUACUGCCUUUAAAAAGUUUUAUAGUUUGCUUUUCACAUUGUCUUUAGUCCUCUCUGAACUGAUUUUUACAAAAACAUGAGAUAGUAAUUCAGUAUGUUUUUUUCCAUAUGGUAAGUGGUUGUUCCAACACCAUUUUCUGAAAAGUUCAUCCUUUCCCCAAUGAUCUAUAACACUGACUGUUUUCAUGAAUCAACUUUCUUUGUGUGGAGGGGUGGGGGAGUCUGUUGAUGGUUUCUGUUCUGACUCACUGGUCAAGUUGUCUAACCUUGUGGCAGUACCACACAAUCCUGAGUACUACCGCUUUAGAAAAAGGUCUUGAUAUCUCAGGACAAUUCCACCUCCACCUUCAACAUCAACAAACUUUUCUUCCUUGGAGUAUCUUGGCUAUUCUUAGCCAAUUACUUUUCUAUACAACUUCUAGAAUUAGAUUGACAAGUUCCAAAUCAAACAGAUGAAAAGUUGAAAUUUUUAUUGGAUUUGUAUUGAAUUUAUAGAUUAAGUAUAAUAUUGAGUCUUCCAAUUCAUGAACAUGGUAUAAUUCUCCAUUUAUUUAGGCUUUUAAAAUAUCUCUCAAUAAAGUUUUAUAAUUUUCUCCAUUAAA
Molecule: messenger RNA, 2117 nt
Organism: Dama dama (fallow deer)
Lineage: Eukaryota; Metazoa; Chordata; Mammalia; Artiodactyla; Cervidae
Gene: HMGN4
Product: high mobility group nucleosomal binding domain 4
Exons: 3
Coding region: 36-725 (229 amino acids)
Biological process (GO): chromatin organization
Cellular component (GO): nucleus; chromatin
Molecular function (GO): nucleosomal DNA binding
Source: RefSeq, a predicted model, not a curated record